AAAUCAGAUUGGAUCACCGAAAGUGUUCCAGUUGAAAACAGAAAUGAUUAGGGUUUCCCAUAAACUGAAAGGAUUUGAACAAAGUGCAUUUCCCUUGUCCAAUAACUGAAAUUCGAUUCCAGCGAAGGCUCUUAGAUUGCAAUUAUCCGCGGAAAACAAAUAAAAUUUGUGACUUUGGGUCCUUUCCACUUUGCACUUUCCACCAUGGGAAGGGGAAAAUUCAAGAGCAAGCCCACCGGUCGCCGUCAGUUUUCCACCCGGGAGGAUCUCAUUGCUGGCACCUCCACCCGUCCUAGGUCUUUUAAACAGAAAGAAGCUGAGCAUGAAGAGGAGGUGUCCGAGGAAGUCUCUGGGGAUGAAUCUGAAGAAGAAUCUGAAGAUGAAACAACUAAGACAAAAGGUACUCAAGGGGUUAUUGAGAUUGAAAACCCUAACUUGGUAAAGCCAAAGAACUUGAAAGCUAAAGAUGUUGAUGUUGGGAAAACUACUGAGCUUUCAAGGCGUGAAAGAGAGGAGAUAGAGAAACAGAGAGCUCAUGAGCGCUAUAUGAGGCUGCAAGAGCAAGGAAAAACAGAACAAUCAAAGAAAGACUUAGAACGUUUAGCUCUUAUACGUCAACAAAGGGCAGAAGCUGCUAAAAAACGAGAAGAAGAGAAAGCCGCCAAAGAACAGAAGAAGGUUGAAGCGCGCAAGUAAAUUUUGUGGUGGAUGCUGUUGGACCUAGUUUUCCUCCAAUUUACAAGAGGAAUCUUUACUUCACUUUAUGUCCAUUUAGCUUUAUAUGGGAUAUUACCAUUCCAGUUUAUUACCAUGAGAUGCCAGUUUUUUCGUUGUUGUGUGGCUUGAAAUAUUGAUUACAUGUGGCCUAGAAAGCAAUUUCUUUUUGACCCUUUGUCAUCCUCCAUCUCCUUUUCUUUUGUUGUUUAUAGCCAACUGUUUAUAUGAAUUACCAUGCAUCUAAACAGUUUAAGAUUGAAAAUUUUGUCAGUGCAUUAGUUCA
Molecule: messenger RNA, 1000 nt
Organism: Cajanus cajan (pigeon pea)
Lineage: Eukaryota; Viridiplantae; Streptophyta; Magnoliopsida; Fabales; Fabaceae
Source: RefSeq, a predicted model, not a curated record